Messenger RNA from Tripterygium wilfordii, 1005 nucleotides. Its product is annotated as peroxisomal membrane protein PMP22-like. The transcript is spliced from 7 exons. The record is from RefSeq and is a predicted model, not a curated record. Bases 208 to 765 code for a protein of 185 amino acids. Gene Ontology annotation, cellular component: cytoplasm; membrane. Lineage: Eukaryota; Viridiplantae; Streptophyta; Magnoliopsida; Celastrales; Celastraceae.
UUUUGUUUAUGCUACUGGUCUGGGUAGCGACUUCAUUCAUCAACAAAUAUUCUUUUUGACCAGAAUCGUUUGACCUGGUAAGACAAGUUGGAGUCUUGAUCUGUGUUUCUCUACUCUGACUCUUUGUCCUUUGAACUCUAACUCUUGCUCAAAAAUCUUGAAGUGGAAUCGUGAGAGAGAGGGUUGAUCAAGGUUGAAGGAGAAGUCAUGUCUGAUAUGGUCAGACAAGCAUGGAGAAAAUAUCUUCUGCAACUCCAACUUCACCCGCUACGGACCAAGGCAAUCACUUCAGGGGUUUUAAUUGGAGGCAGUGAUGCAAUCGCUCAAAAGAUCUCUGGCGUCAAGAAGCUUCAAUUCAGACGAUUACUCCUUCUCAUGUUGUUUGGAUUUGCAUAUUCAGGACCUUUUGGGCACUUCCUUCACAAACUAAUGGAAAUUAUCUUCAAGGGGAAGAAGGGUAAAGCAACGGUUGCCAAGAAGGUGAUAUUGGAGCAACUAACUUCUUCUCCUUGGAACAACAUGUUUUUUAUGAUGUAUUAUGGCUUGGUAGUUGAAGGAAGACCAUGGGUUCUGGUAAAGAGUAAACUUCGAAAGGACUAUCCUUCCGUUCAGUUGACUGCCUGGAAGUUCUGGCCUGUUGUCGGUUGGAUAAAUUAUCAGUACAUGCCGUUGCAGUUCCGCGUUCUCUUUCACAGCUUUGUUGCUUCCUGCUGGGCAAUCUUUCUGAAUCUAAAAGCAAGAUCUGUUGCAAUCAAGAAGGCGUAGACUACGCGAAUUUGUUCCUGCCCGUCCUUUUCAUUUGCAAUCAAGAGGACAUAGACUAUGUAUGUUUGUUUAUUGCCUAGUACAUUGGUAAUAACUUGCUCAGCGCCCCUAAUGUUACUUCAGUAGGAUGAUUGUAAAGCCUUUUGAGUUGCCUGCUUUCACAGCAAAUGUCUUUCUUGGUCUUUUUUGUGCAGCUAAUAAGUAAAGUGAGUAAUAUCUGUGACUCACCGAGUAAAAUGA